Pyricularia grisea is the source of this 525-nucleotide messenger RNA. RefSeq lists its product as uncharacterized. The transcript has a single exon. Bases 1 to 525 code for a protein of 174 amino acids. Lineage: Eukaryota; Fungi; Ascomycota; Sordariomycetes; Magnaporthales; Pyriculariaceae. The record is from RefSeq and is a predicted model, not a curated record.
AUGAACGAAGAGCACGCAACUGAAUUGUUGCAAAAGAAAGCCGGCCACCAACCUGACGUGGAAAACGUUGCAAGGUUGGUGGAAGUCCUUGAAUAUAUGCCUUUAGCGAUCACUCAAGCUGGGCCGUACAUUCGGCAGCGGGCGCCACGAACCUCUGUCAGCAAGUAUUUGAAGGAUUUCGAAAAGAGCGACCGACACAAACUGAGCAUUCUGAACCGGGACGAGGGCAAAGACUUGAGACGAGACCGCGAAGCAUCGAACUCGGUGAUCAUAACCUGGCAAAUUUCGUUCGAGGCUAUUCGCUCGGAGCAGCAAUCAGCAGCUGAUUUGCUUUCCUUAAUGAGCUUUUUCGACCACCAGGGAAUGCCAGAGUCGCUGGUACGGCCACGUGACAACAAUCUAAGCCAAGAUGACGACGGGAGCGAAGGCGAAUGCAACGGAGCGAAUAUGACAGCGACAGCAAUUCGUCAUGUGCCAGCAGCAGCUCCGACAGCUUGUUUGAGCAGAGCUUUGAGGAUGACCUGA